Molecule: messenger RNA, 1414 nt
Organism: Malania oleifera
Lineage: Eukaryota; Viridiplantae; Streptophyta; Magnoliopsida; Santalales; Ximeniaceae
Product: NDR1/HIN1-like protein 1
Exons: 1
Coding region: 438-1067 (209 amino acids)
Biological process (GO): defense response to other organism
Source: RefSeq, a predicted model, not a curated record
AAGAAUUAGAGUUAAUUUUUAUUUAUUUUCCUUUUUUUUUUAAAAAAAAAAAUUUACUGUAUUUACGUUGAUGAUUAUAAUUCCUCUCCUUGCCAACAUGAAAUUCAGUAAAAUGUUGGAUCCCCAACUGACAACUGUUCCAUUGCAUAUGCCGAUCGGAUACAAAAUACAAUAGUGGCAUUUUCCCUAAAACCAGUAGCUUUAAGUCUUAUCCUCGCGCCAAAAGACCAUACUACCCUUCCCCUGCCAUUAUUCACAGUCGCCAGCGACCCCAUCACUUUCGCUAUAACUUAAGCACUACCUUAGCUACCAGAGAACCUGCAGAUAGAGCUGCAGAGCUUCAAUUCAAUCUCUCUCCCUCUGUCCAUCCACAGAUUCCAAAUUUCAAGUACACUGCUCCUCGAGUCUCUCCCCCAACCAAGCGACUCAGUCCACUCAUGUCGGCGAAGGACUGCGGCAACCACGGGCAGUCGAGGAAGAAGCUGCUGCGGGGGCUCCUCGCCGGGAUCCUGAUCCUAGUCUUCCUGGUCCUCCUCGCCGUCCUCCUGAUCUGGGCCAUCCUCCGCCCCACCAAGCCCACGUUCAUCCUCCAGGAUGCCACCAUCUACGCUUUCAACGUGUCGGCGCCGACCAACUCCCUCACCUCCAGCCUCCAAAUCACUCUCGCCUCCCGCAACCCCAACGCCAAGAUCGGCGUCUACUACGAUCGCCUCGACAUUUACGCCAACUAUCGGGGCCAGCAGAUCACUCUCGCCACCCGCAUCGGGCCCGUCUACCAGGGCCACAAGGAGGUCAACGUCUGGUCGCCCGUCCUCUACGGCCCCAACGUCCCCGUGGCGCCCUUCAACGGAAUCGCGCUCAGCCAGGACCAGGCCGCCGGCAUGGUGCUCCUGCUGAUCAAGAUCGACGGACGGGUGAGAUGGAAGGUGGGGACCUUUAUUUCCGGUGGGUACCAUCUGCACGUCACGUGCCCGGCGUAUAUCAGCUUCGGAAGCCGAAGCACCGGGAUUGUGAUCGGCGACGCCAUUAAGUACCAGCUCGUGCAGCGUUGCAGCGUCAACGUUUGAUGAUCAAGAAGGCAGCGCCGGCACCGGUAGCUCCUCUGCCUCUCUCCGUCUCUCUUGCCGUUUAAUGUCUAGCCGGGGGAAAUCGUGUUAAUUUAAUUGUGUUUUUUUCAGUGUUUUUUUACGUUUUAAUUCCGGUCGUAGGAGAUAUGGGGGAAUUGAAGAACUGCACAUUUUGCUAAAGGGAGUAAAAAGGGAAAAGAUGAAAGGGUAAAGGAGACAGAUAGCAAAAUUACAAUUGUUGUGGCACCUAAAGUUGUAUAAUUAAGUCUCGAUGAUCAGAUAUUUAUAUGUAUAUUUUGCAAUAAUAAUAUAUAAUAAUGAUAAUAAUAAUAAUAAUUUUGAAUGGA